Molecule: messenger RNA, 3590 nt
Organism: Lytechinus pictus (painted urchin)
Lineage: Eukaryota; Metazoa; Echinodermata; Echinoidea; Temnopleuroida; Toxopneustidae
Product: Y+L amino acid transporter 2-like
Exons: 10
Coding region: 346-1923 (525 amino acids)
Biological process (GO): amino acid transmembrane transport
Cellular component (GO): membrane
Molecular function (GO): L-amino acid transmembrane transporter activity
Source: RefSeq, a predicted model, not a curated record
ACAGGUAUUCCACAGUGUGUGAUACACAUCAAGGUUUGUUUAACUCGAGUGGUAAAUAUACGAAGCAUGCGUGUCUGAUCGCUCGCAAGGAGAACAGGAUCAUAUCUCGAAGAACUCGCGGCGCGAGAUGUAAACACUCACACACCGAUUUCAUUCAGCGAUCUACAGUGGGUUUACAGCAGUUCAGCUAUACCACUUGGAUACAAAGCCGACAUAUGUACGAUGGUCUUUGAGGACAAACAUUACUAUUCAACAUAGAAAAUCUGGUGUCGACAACUAGUGGGCCUACAUCGGAGUAGACAGGGUAUUUGUUGGUAGUAGCCAUAACAAUAUUUCAGUUUCACCAUGGUGGAAGAGGAUUCCAUGACCAACGGAAACGCGGCGAAUGGUGUCGCUGCUCCUGCAGGCAACACUGCGGACAGUCAAGUCGUCUACCGACCAAAUAAGAAUGGUGAUUCCGAUGUUGAAACCAGACUGGCCGAUAAGGCGAGAGAAGCCGGCGAUGAUGAUGCUGGAUCCACCUCGGAUAGCAAUGUGGAGCUCAAACGCGAGAUCACGCUUUUCGGCGGUGUCGCGGUCAACGUCGGUGUAAUCAUCGGCUCCGGCAUCUUCAUCUCGCCGAAGGGUGUCCUGAUCGGGUCGGGGAGUGUCGGUAUGACCAUGGUGAACUGGUCUAUCUGCGGGGUGUUCUCCAUGAUCGGAGCCCUGUGCCUUGCAGAGCUGGGGACGAUGAUCCCAUCAUCGGGAGGCUUCUACGUGUACGCCCAGCAGAGCUUCGGAAACUUCUGGGCCUUCUUGUUGCUCUGGACAAUGAGUAUGAUGAUGCAGCCGGUAGCCAUUGCGGUGAUCACAUUGACGUGUGCUCAGUAUGUACUUGAACCUUUCUUCAUGAUGGCCGAAUGUAAUCCUCCUGCCUCUGCUAUCAGUAUCCUGGCAAUAUGUGCACAAUUUACGGUCAUGUACGUCAACUGUCGGAGCGUGAAGUUAGCGACCAGUGUCCAGUCCAUCUUCACUGUUGCCAAGCUAGCAGCACUCUCCAUAAUCAUCAUAUCUGGCUUAGUGUUACUUGGAAAAGGAAAUACACAGAAUUUUGAGAACUCAUUCGAAGGAACAGAACUGAGCGGAUUGGGGAUCGCCCUGUACUCUGGUCUAUUUUCAUAUGCAGGAUGGUACUCACUCAACAUUGUUGUGGAAGAACUGAAAGACCCAUACAAAAAUCUUCCUCGUGCCAUCGUCAUCACCAUUGUCACUGUAACGAUAGUCUACGUCUUAACAAACAUUGCUUACUUCGCUGCCCUUUCGCCGGAGGAACUCCUCGCUUCAAACGCCGUGGCAGUGACAUACGGGGCUAAGGUUCUUGGAAGCUUUGCUUGGAUCAUGCCUGUUGCUGUGGCUCUCUCAACCUUUGGAUCAGCUAAUGGUAACAUGCUGACCUGUUCUAGAUUAUUCUUUGUUGGUGCUCGUGAGAAACAUCUACCUAAUCUCCUUUCCAUGAUCAACAUUGAGAGAAAUACACCCGUACCAUCAUUAUUAUUUACUUCUCUGCUCACCAUACUCUACUCACUGGCUGGCGACGUGUUCACACUUAUCAACUAUUUCAACUUUGUGACAUGGUUUAGCAGUGGUCUCGCUGUAGCUGGUCUCUUGUGGUUGCGUUACAAGGAACCCGACAGGCCAAGACCAUACAAGGUAAACAUCAUUCUUCCAAUCAUCUUCGUCCUCGCAUGCAUCUUCCUCAUCAUCAUGGGAACCAUCGCCGCCCCCAUAGACACUGCUAUCGGUGUCGCUAUCAUGUGCACAGGAAUCCCGGUCUAUUUCUUCAUCGUCAAACCCAAGAAGAAACCUGAUAUGGUCGUCAAAGCCAAUGAUUUUGUCACUCGUUGGUUCCAGAAGUUGAUGCUUGUUGUGGCUGAAGAGAGAUAGUGUCAUUAAACUUGAACAGCCAUCUUGGUACUCCACGCCUCACUGACCAAAAUCUUGAAGUGAGAAGGGCUCCAUCUCACAAAGAUUUGCAAUAGAAUCAAUUAUUAUUCAAUUGUAAUGGAUGUCAGCAUGUCUAGUUAGGAGAAAUUUAGAUAAAUUAACAAUUUGAGUCUGAAAUGAAUCUAUUGUAAUUCUUUGUGAGACAUGGUCCAGGGGGCAUAACAUAAAGCUCAGCGAUUGAUUGCAGGGCUGAUUUCUACAAUCGAUUGCAUAGAUUGUUGUGUAUGAUCAAUCGUAAGACUCGGCCCUCACUCAAUCGCUAUUAAAGUUUUGUGUCACAGGACCCAGCUCUCAUUAAAGAUCGCCUUAAAUAGUUGAUCAGGUUUUGUCUAUCAAGCCGUUCAAAAGGACAUGCCUUUGAUAUCUAUAAAUAACCAUGAUGACCUGUACAUUUUUUGGAGUAUGAAUGCAUGUGCAAUGUCAAGCAAACUUUACUUUUAGGCUCUUUUCUAAGGAUUUAAGAUAUUGAUAACCAUCAUGUUCGGUUGUGGGCUGGUGAACAUUGCAUAUUUACAUUUUUUUCACAAGUAGAGAGAAGGGUAAUAUUUCUCUAUUGACCCUCAAGAGAAUUAUUGUGCACUUUUUUUACUCCAGUGAUAUACGAAUUUUUAAAAAUGCACUAUUCAUAACCUGAAAAUGAGGUUGUAUGAAAGACCCUUUUCAUCAUAUUUAUUUGAAAGUGGGUGCCUUGUUUUGUGGAAUCUGCUCUUUGAGGGUCAGCAGUAUAAAUAUUUGUGUCUGUUUCAUGAUUGAAUUUUGAAUACCUUUGUAGGGACAGUAAUAAUACUAAUAGCCAAUUUUUAUAAAGCGCUUUUCCCAGAAUGGCUCAAAGGGCGUUACAGCAUAUUAUUACCCCGGUCAUUGGAUUCAUUUCAAUCCCCGCACGAAAAGUGCAUAAUUUCCACUCCCUGGGAGUAUUCCUUGCAUUCAUCGCAGCCUCAUUAUGGCGCUGGCAAAAUCAAACAUACAUGUACAAUAUCUUUCGCAUCCUACUGGGUAAGAAAACAAAAUCAAUUUCAACUAUUUUCUCUUCAGAAAUCCUUAACAGAUAAUUAUGAACAUUAAGUUUGCUCCAGAACAGAUGCAUUUCAUUUUAUGCAAUAAUUCAUUGGUGUAAAUGUAGGCAGAUUUUUUUUUUACAGACGUUUAUUAUUGAAUGAGAAGAUGAAUGUGUGCUUGUUUUGCUGUGAUUGAUAGAUAAAACAAAGAGUUUUUAAUCUGAUAGUUUGAAGAGUGUAGAGGAUGCUUUGAUAAUCUCUGAAAUGUACUGUAUCUAUAUAGAUGAAAUGGUAUUAAUAGAAUUGUCAAUCGUAUUGAUUAUUGUUUGGAAUAGUACAGCUGACUCUCUGAUUUCCGGGGGUAAAUUCUUGAAAAUAUGAUAUUAUGGAUGAUCUCUCAGUGAACAUGAAAUUACAAUAAUUGUGGACACCUCUGACAGAAAUUUACAAUGCAGAUAAAGGACCAAGAUUUUUGCGCACAAAAUGUUUACAGAAAGAGACGUACUAUGUACAUCUUUUGAAGUAUAAAUCAAUAAGCAUGACUUUCAUAAAUGUAUAUUCAUCUUUUUUUCAGUGGUAUUGUUGAUAACUUUAAAACAUAUAUAUAUA